Penicillium taxi is the source of this 720-nucleotide messenger RNA. Its product is annotated as pyridoxamine 5'-phosphate oxidase family protein. Gene Ontology annotation, cellular component: nucleus; cytoplasm. The transcript is spliced from 2 exons. NCBI's taxonomy places the organism in Eukaryota, Fungi, Ascomycota, Eurotiomycetes, Eurotiales, Aspergillaceae. Bases 1 to 720 code for a protein of 239 amino acids. The record is from RefSeq and is a predicted model, not a curated record.
AUGGCUGACUCUCUCAAUCCACCGCUCUCCUACGAGGCUUCGGCCAGUACAACUCAUCAGCAUGAAGCUACCUCUCUGCCAUCAGAGGUUGUCCAAUGCCUGAAGAACUCUCGUUUCCUCCAUCUGGCCACAUGUGAUAAUGAUCUUACUCCCCAUAUCUCCCUUAUGUCCUACACCUACCUUCCCUCGACCCCCUACGAUCCGUACCCCACCAUCAUCAUGACCACGAACCCCACAUCGCGCAAAACCAACCACCUACUUUCCAACCCGCGUGUAUCGCUCUUGGUCCACGACUGGGUCUCUCAUCGCCCACCAACCCGGACUCCGAACCCUGGUGGACGUGAUGGGUCUCCCCCGCCUGCUGCCAGCCGGUCAUCGUUGGCCACCAUGUUGCUCAAUCUGAACACUAGUGCUCUUUCCAGUAUCUCCACUACUAUUACCGGUAACGCACGGUUCCUGGAGCCCGGUUCGGAGGAAGAAGAUUGGUGUAAGGAACGGCAUCUCGAGAACAAUACCUUUGACGAGGAAGAGAUCAGUAUGUUUGGUCAACGACAGCCCCAGGACCCAAGUCAGCGUCGGCCUAGCCUGGCUAUUGACGAUGAUGUUCGCGUAGUCAUUGUACAAGUUCGUGAGGGUCGCAUUGCAGACUGGAAGGGUGGAGUUCGGGACUGGGUCUUGCUUCCUACGUCAGAGCAGGAGCAGCUAGUCAACGGGGUGUAG